Messenger RNA from Anguilla anguilla (European eel), 1906 nucleotides. It is a transcript of the gene ddost, whose product is annotated as dolichyl-diphosphooligosaccharide--protein glycosyltransferase subunit (non-catalytic). NCBI's taxonomy places the organism in Eukaryota, Metazoa, Chordata, Actinopteri, Anguilliformes, Anguillidae. Gene Ontology annotation, cellular component: oligosaccharyltransferase complex; endoplasmic reticulum membrane. The transcript has 11 exons. The record is from RefSeq and is a predicted model, not a curated record. The coding region runs from base 47 to 1423 and encodes 458 amino acids.
GUUGAAAGGUGACGCUUAUAGCGCUGACGUCGCUCUAAUAGGAAACAUGGCCGUGGAAGGAGUGUGUGCGAGGUUUCGGUCCAGUUUUAAUAGACUGGGUGUCACUGGACCUAAAAACAAAGCGCAAAGUCUUUUCGUGUUCCUUUUGGUGCUUUUAGGCACGUUGCAUACUGCAUUGGCCGAUGGAAAGACGCUAGUUCUGCUGGAUAACCUGAACAUCAAAGACACCCAUUCAAUUUUCUUCCGCAGUUUAACCGAUCGUGGAUUCGACUUGACAUUCAAGACUGCUGACGAUCCUGGUCUCUCGCUAAUCAAAUACGGCCAGUUCCUAUAUGAUCACCUUAUCCUUUUCUCUCCGUCCGUGGAAGAUUUCGGGGGCAACAUCAACGUCGAAACUAUCACGGCUUUCAUUGAUGGAGGGGGAAACGUCCUUGUUGCUGCCAGUUCCGAUAUCGGCGACCCACUCAGAGAGCUCGGCAGCGAGUGUGGGAUCGAGUUUGAUGAGGAGAAAACGGCAGUGAUUGACCACCACAACUAUGACGUGUUGGAUCCGGGCGAGCACACUCUGAUUGUUGCAGACCCAGAGAACCUGCUGAAGGCUCCCACUAUUGUUGGCAAGCCAACAGAAAAGCCCAUUCUCUUUAAGGGCGUUGGUAUGGUGGCUGACCCUGAUAACCCCCUGGUGCUGGACAUCCUGACUGGUUCCUCAACUUCUUACUCCUUUUUCCCUGACCGGCCCAUCACACAGUACCCCCAUGCAGUGGGGAAGAACACGCUGCUGAUCGCUGGUCUCCAGGCCAGGAACAAUGCAAGGGUGGUCUUCAGUGGAUCUCUGCAUUUCUUCAGUGACGCCUUCUUUAACUCCCCUGUCCAGAAGGCCACACCCGGUUCCCAGAGGCACGAGCAGACGGGCAACAAGGAGCUGGCCGAGGCGCUCUCUCGCUGGGCGUUCAAGGAGGAAGGAGUUCUCCGCGUCGGGGCCGUCACCCAUCACCCGGUCGGGGAGAGCACGCCCCCUGCUGCCUACACCAUCACCGACCUCGUGGAGUACAGCAUCGUAAUCGAGCAGCUGUCGGAGGGCCAAUGGGUCCCCUUCGACGGAGACGACAUCCAGCUGGAGUUUGUCAGGAUUGACCCGUUCGUCCGCACUUACCUCAAGAAGAACGGGGGGAAGUACAGCGUUCAGUUUAAGCUGCCUGAUGUGUAUGGAGUGUUCCAGUUCAAGGUGGACUACAACAGACUAGGGUACACACACCUGUACUCUUCUACCCAGGUGUCUGUGCGUCCUUUGCAGCACACGCAGUAUGAGCGCUUCAUCCCCUCUGCAUACCCGUACUACGCCAGCGUGUUCUCCAUGAUGGGCGGCCUCUUCAUCUUCAGCAUAGUCUUCCUCCACAUGAAGGAGAAGGAGAAGGCCGAGUAGGGGGGGAGGGGAAGGGGUGGCAGAGUAGGCCGAAGAAAUGAUGGGGGAGAGCAGCAGAUGGUCCUGGAGUGAUGGAUGUGGUUGGAGGGCGAGUGGGGGACAAAGGAUGUGUGGAAGACUUAAAAGGAGAGAUUCUGCUGGCGGUAAAGGGGAACAGAAAGAAACAAAUUCACUUGUUCUAACAAAUGGCUUGAUUUUGGGUGUGGUAGAGGAAGAAUAGGGAGGGGGUAUUUAAAUCAUUUCCUUCUUUUUGAUUCAGUUUGAAAUGUCAGUUAACUUAAAGCCAAGGCCUGAGGAAAUUGGGGGGGGAAAUGCACUGUUAUUUUUUUAUCAUCUUUCUGUGGUGAUUUGGUGAUCUUUUUAACAAGGUCAGGGUGUAUCAUGUUUGCUGUCAUGUCAAGAUUGUUUUGUUUUUUUAAUGCCCUUAUUUUUUACCCAGAAAAAUACACAAUAAAAUGUUGACAUUCCCCUCCACCCAAAGAA